Molecule: messenger RNA, 861 nt
Organism: Aspergillus nomiae NRRL 13137
Lineage: Eukaryota; Fungi; Ascomycota; Eurotiomycetes; Eurotiales; Aspergillaceae
Product: ankyrin repeat domain-containing protein
Exons: 2
Coding region: 1-861 (286 amino acids)
Molecular function (GO): protein binding
Source: RefSeq, a predicted model, not a curated record
AUGUCUGCAACUCCCAUAGAAGAGCAUCAGAGCGGCUUGCCUCCUGUUCCGCGUCAAACGUCUCCGGGAAUAAUCCGCGAAAUGGAGACUGCCUGCGCCGUUGGUGACCUUCCGCGAUUCAAGUCAACCUUGGAAACCUGGACUUCUCUCGGUCUGGAUAUACACGAUCUUGACUCAGUAAUGAUGCAGGCUGUCAGACAGGAUCAGAUGGAUGUUGUCGUUGAAUUAUUGCACAAGGGGCUGUCAAUAAGCCAAUAUUAUGCCCUAGAAGCCAUAAAGCAUAGAUCAAAAAAGGUUCUGAACAUCCUACUACAACAUGGAUGGAAUAUUAACCAACCAACAAGUGAACUGAGGCCUCCUGCGCUCGGCUAUGCCGUGGACGACGAUGAGAUAGCCCUUUGGCUUCUUGAUCACGGAGCCGACCCAAACAAGCAGUGUUCUAUUGAUCUUACCCCAUUGUCCUACGCAGUAGAACAAGCUUCCCUCCUCACCGUCAAGCUGUUUCUGGACCGUGGAGGAGACAUUCACAAAGGGCAAUUGCUUCACCAUGCUGUUGAGCGUCAAACGAAUACCAUCGACGUGCUGGGAAUGCUUCUAGAGAGAGGUUUUCCUUUGAAUGCAAAGAUGUACGAGCGACACUAUCCUUCGUGGAGACUAUUCUACUUUAUGGGUUUGGGAACCGCUUUACACAAAGCAGCCGAGUUGGGGAAAGCGGAUGUUGUACGCUAUCUACUUGAACAAGGUGCGGACGUCGGUAUCAAAGAUGCUACGAACCGAACUGCGAUGGACUGGGCUGUAUUGAACAACCAUCAAGAGGUUGUGGGACUACUUCAGUCUGUGGAGAGAGGACAUCGCCUAUGA